AUUGCAUUGAACUCAAUACCAUGCUGAUUUGGGAUAUUAUAAAUAUUAACUCUCUUAAAAAGAUUUAGGCAUAUUAAAAAUAUACUCCAUAAACAUUUACAUUUACAAUUAUUUUCUUAUUUAUUUUUACUUAUGUUUUUCAAUAUACAUUUAAUCAAUCAGAUAUACAGUUCAUUAAUAUCAAUCAAUGAAAGUACUUAAAAAUCUAGAAAAUCUUAUAAAAUAUAGUAUAUUUUAACAAUGGAGAAAAUAUAUAACAAUGAAUAAAAAGAUACACAUCAUAUGCUUAGAUUUUUAGUUGUUUCCUUUUCUAAUAAAAGUAUUGUUAUCAUUGGCGAAUCAUACUCAAUAUACUCAAAACUCAUAUUAAGUGACGUCUGUAUGUCAUAAUAUUCAGUCAUCUUGAGUUUUGAAACUGCUGUAACACAGAACACAAAUAGUAAUCUAAACAUAAAUAAAGUGAAAGAAAAGCUUAAAGUAGUGACUCUUAAUAAUUGGACAAGAAGAAAUCAAGAAAAAAAUGUAUAAAGAAUGUCGUCUCCGAGUUUGAACCAGAACCCAUGCCAAAGUCGCAUACACACACUUCAACAUACCCAUAACACAUACACAUAUAAAUGAAUUUGUACACUACUAUAUAAUAAGCUUCUUAUGAGCCAUUUGCUUAAAACAAUUCAAAACCUAAAAGAUCAUUUCUCCAAACUCUCUAACCUCAUACCUACUCUGUUCCAAUGGAUAUUACUUGGACAAGAGGACCAAUCAUCGGUCGAGGCUCCACCGCCACCGUCUCAACAGCAGUUUCAAACUCCGGUGAGAUGUUCGCCGUCAAAUCCGCCGACUUCUCUUCCUCGGCGUUCUUGCAAAACGAGCAAUCUAUUUUGUCUACAUUGAGCUCUCCACACAUAGUCAAGUACAUAGGCUCUGAUGUAACGCGUGAGAAGGAAGGAUUGGUUUACAAUCUCCUGAUGGAGUACGUUUCCGGCGGGAGUCUUCACGACUUAAUCAAAAACUCCGGCGGGAAGUUGCCGGAGCCGGCGAUCAGAUCAUACACGCGUCAGAUUCUCUGGGGUCUGAGUUAUCUUCACGAGAGAGGGAUUGUUCACUGCGACUUGAAGAGCCAGAACGUGCUCGUCGAAGAAAACGGCGUCGUAUGCAAAAUCGCUGACUUGGGUUGUGCUAAACCGGUUUUAAAGUCUGGAUUUUCCGGUACACCGGCGUUUAUGGCGCCAGAGGUUGCUCGCGGCGAAGAACAGAGGUUUCCGGCUGAUGUGUGGGCGUUAGGGUGUACGGUGAUCGAGAUGAUGACUGGGUCAAGCCCUUGGCAGGAGCUAAACGACGUCGUUGCUGCAAUGUAUAAGAUUGGAUUCUCCGGCGAGUCGCCGGAGAUUCCUGAGUUUAUAUCGGAGAAAGGUAAGGACUUUCUGGUGAGUUGUUUGGAGAAUGAUCCGAAACAGAGAUGGACGGUGGAAGAGUUGCUUAAACAUUCUUUCCUCGACGAAGACGAAGAGUCUCAUCUGCACAGUACGUGUUCUCCGAGCACUGUGUUGGAUCAACGGUUUUGGAACUCAUGCGAAGCCUCCGAAAGUCACUCGCUUUCGAUGGAUCACGAAGACCCUUUUGCUGAUUACUUGGAGUCCUGGGAUUUACCAGCUGAUCGGAUCAAGCAACUCGCCGGAGAUGAGUUUUCAAGCGUUCCGGAUUGGGAUACGGUAGGUGACGGCGAGUGGAUUCAAGUGAGAGGAGACGUUCUUGAAGAAACAGGGAAACGUGUCGGUUACGGUGACGAAGACGCGGUAUGCGUCGAGGAAACGUCGUCGUCGUCGCAAGAGAUUGAAGUAGUUGACGAAUGGAUAUCGGAUCAAGACAGCUUGUUCUCGGAAUAUUCUCUUGACGACGUCAUUACCAGUUUUUACUAUAAUGUUGCUAUUCGAGGAAAUGUUAUUGUAUUUUAUUAUUAUCGUGUUGGAGAUCAAAAUGUACCAAUAAAGAAAAUGUUUCGUUAUACCAAUGAGAAUAAGAAAAACAUUUAUCCGUCAAAUUGCAAGCUCUUUCUAAUUCACCAACCAAUUCUGAACAACCAUGUCCUAAUAAGUCAUAACAAAUAGUUUUUGAUUGCUCCAUGGAGAUAAAUAUAUGAUAUGCUUUUGAACGUUAAAGCUUGAACAUCUUUUAUCCGGUCAGGCUCAGCCAAACCUUUGAUAUCUAGAAGAUGGAAACUAAAAUCGACUUGAAUGGUUCUAAGUAAAGAAAAGUUCUCAUAAAACACAAAUCAAGCUAAUAAGGAUUGUCGGUCUAUGUUUCUGGUAACAUUUGUGAUCGUUACUAUUUAAAACUUUGUCUUUUUGGGAGGUUAAAAUACUAUUUUCAAAGCUCGAAACAGAAGUCUUUGCGUUCUUCUUGGAUGUCAAGUAACGAAGCAACUUUACAAUAUGAGAU
Messenger RNA from Brassica napus (rape), 2433 nucleotides. Its product is annotated as mitogen-activated protein kinase kinase kinase 18. Bases 729 to 2102 code for a protein of 457 amino acids. The transcript has a single exon. The record is from RefSeq and is a predicted model, not a curated record. Gene Ontology annotation, biological process: protein phosphorylation. Gene Ontology annotation, molecular function: ATP binding; protein kinase activity. NCBI's taxonomy places the organism in Eukaryota, Viridiplantae, Streptophyta, Magnoliopsida, Brassicales, Brassicaceae.